This is a messenger RNA of Vicia villosa (hairy vetch), 1014 nucleotides long. RefSeq lists its product as uncharacterized. Lineage: Eukaryota; Viridiplantae; Streptophyta; Magnoliopsida; Fabales; Fabaceae. The record is from RefSeq and is a predicted model, not a curated record. The transcript has 4 exons. Bases 1 to 1014 code for a protein of 337 amino acids.
AUGGGACCUUUACCAGGAGAAAGUAAUUCUGCUUUGAAUAAAUUCUUUCCUGCUUAUUAUAAAACUAGGCCCUUAGUUAGUAAGAAUAAGAUAAAUGAAGAUGGUCGUCCAAUCUUAGCAGAUCCUAAUGGUGCAGAAGAUACUUCGACUACUUCGAAACCGCCGGUACAUUCGAAGCGAAAAGCUUCUCAAACAGUUGUUUCAGAUGAUGAAGACAAAUCUCCCCCUCGCACCAGGCAAGGACACAAGAAAAGACAGAAGACUGUCACUCCUUCAGGCAAAGAAAAGGGGUCUGGUUCUUCGAAGAUUACUUCGCCAAGUGAUAAAGUGUCUUCUGAAGAGUCACCCCUGCAAGUCGCUAACAAAUCUCACGUGCUUUGGCCAUUUGUCGAAGACGCUCAGCCCCUAGCGACCAUUAUUCCUACUAUGCCAGUUGAAGAAAGCCAUUCAACUGAUGAUUCUCCUCCUACCCACAAAAGCGGAAAUAUGGGAGCAGAUCGUCAAUGUUCAAGUAGUAACAAUGCAGCUGGACACCUAACUGGCAGUGAGGAUACUGUAUCUGAACAAGAUGCUAUGGAGGAAACUUCCAAACUAGCCACAGCUGGUCCUCACGAAACUUCACCCUUUGGGACCAUAGUGGCUUCUCAUAGUUCUUCUUGGAAAGCUGCUACUGAUGCGACGAAGAAGGGCGACGCUCUCAAGCUUAAACGCUCAGAGAAACAAAAAGAGUAUGACGAAUGUGAGCAGAAUAUCAAAUCCUGGAAGCAGGAAAUUACUAAGCUCGAAGAGAAGAUAAAAGAAGCUGAAUCUCGUCAGGCAACAAUUCAACAAAUCAAUGAGCAGGAAUUGGCUGAAGUUGCAAAUUUAGGAAUCCAGCAUUUCGAAGCUGCGCAGAAACUAGUGCCCGAAAUCGAAGAAUUGAAGAAACAACGAGCUUUGAUUGAACUUUGCAUGUCUUCAUGGGAGGUUCAAUAUUCGAAGAUAAAGGACAAUCUUCCUAGGGAUUUCAAUUAG